AUUGUUUUAUCCGAAAGAAACCCAUCAAACUCUCUCUCCUCCUUUAAAUUGUUCAAUCAUUUUUAAAUCUGUUCACUUACCAUCUGGUUAUUCUUCGUUCAAAACUUACAAUGGAUGUCUUUUUCGGCAUUUUUGUCAUCUGUGCUUUAUUCGGCAACGUUCUUGGCGAGGAGCAACAGUGCUCAAGGUACCAUUAUGAGGCUCAAACCCUGGAGAGAAUUAUCAAGGCUGAGUUCACUAUUGCAGAGUUGAAAAAUAAAAUUGAUGUAUAUCAAUCGAAAAUUACCGACGAUCAUUCCAAAUUAGAGCAAAGAGUUGAACUCAUUCAGAAGGCUAUGAAUAAAGUCAUCGAAAAUAUAACAGAGAUAAAAGUUGAAAAACAAUCCGUUGAGAUCAGUUCUAUGAGGCAAUAUUGUACUUCAGACGAUAUGUGCAAUGACGUUGAAAAUGCUGAAUGUAAAAGAUUGGCAUGUAAAUGUAAACCUGGUCUGAGCUACCACCAUACCACAAGGAAAUGUCUCUCAGAUUGUGGAGAUUUUCGAUAUGGUAGUACAUACCAAGUAGAAGUGAAAACUUAUCUUAGCGGGUUCAAUUCGAACUCAAUAAAACCAGUCACUAGAGAAGAAUGUGUGAACAACUGUACAAACAGUAAAGAAAUAAUAUGCAGAACAGCGGAAUACUAUACAACCGGUCAAGAAUGCAACUUGUCUUUUGAAACGUUACAUACAAACCCCGAAGCCAUUGGAAGUGGCUGCAGCUAUGAUGUCCUUACAAGGAAUUGCAACUAGAUUAAAACUGGAAUUAAAGCAAGAAAAAACUUGAAUAAAGGAAGCAAGAAA
Messenger RNA from Ruditapes philippinarum (Manila clam), 839 nucleotides. RefSeq lists its product as uncharacterized. Lineage: Eukaryota; Metazoa; Mollusca; Bivalvia; Venerida; Veneridae. The record is from RefSeq and is a predicted model, not a curated record. The transcript has 3 exons. The coding region runs from base 111 to 788 and encodes 225 amino acids.